CGAAAAGAAAAGAAAUUCCCAAAAACCAAAACCAUGAAGUUCCAGGCCACCGCCCUCGCCGCCCUCCUCCUCCCCCUGGCCGCAAUGGCCAUGCCAAACCCCAACGCCAACCCCGAGGCCAUCGCCGAAGCCGUCCCCGCCCCAGACCUCGAAAUCAUCGAGUUCCCUGUUGACCUCGACCUCGACGCCCGCGACGCCGAAGCCGAUAUCUCUCCCGAAGCCCUUGGCUUAGAGAAACGCGACAGAGCCGUCUGCAAGAUCGUCAACUCUGGCUCGGCGAGCGUCAAGUGCCGCAAGGGCCCUGGCUUUAGCUACGGCGUCGAGGCCUACGUGAUCCCUGGCAAGGCGUAUGGGUUUGAUUGCUAUAAGAAGGGGUCUUGCUAUAAGGGCAAUUGCACUUGGCAGAGGAUUACAUGGAGUGGAAGGACAUGCUAUGUUAAUGGAUAUUAUACUGACAACAAGUGCACUAUGGCGUCUCUUGGGAAGUGCUAAGUAGGCAAAUAAUUUGGCUUUUGGGGUUAUAGCGAACUACUAUGGAAAGCAGGAGGAAAUAAUGGUGGGGUGCCUUUUAUUCUAGUUACAAAACCAGGGGUUGUCGCGGGGAGUAGCAUAAUAUUUAUAGCAAGGGACACAAAUGCGG
Messenger RNA from Aspergillus calidoustus, 640 nucleotides. NCBI's taxonomy places the organism in Eukaryota, Fungi, Ascomycota, Eurotiomycetes, Eurotiales, Aspergillaceae. The record is from the annotation of a GenBank genome assembly.